AUGGCGAUACGAUGCAUGCGCAGGGUCGUUCCCGAAGGCUCGCUCGUGGACGGACCGACGAAGGAGGAGCUGCGAAGCGCGCCCGAGGAGUUUUGGACGCUGGAGUUUAAGAAUCCGACGCGGCGAAGCGUCGUCGCGCGAGGCGCGGCGAGCGGAGACGGUCGCGGUGGUGGCGAUGACGACCGCGCGAACGAAGACGAGGUGAAGGGAACGUACACGUGCGACGAAGACGAGGUUGGGGAAUUUUUAGCGUCGUCGGCGACGCGGUUUCAUAGAGCGGCGCAGUCGUACGUCGUCGCGGGAGACGCGUUCGACGCGGGCGAUUUCAACGUCAAGAUUUGUCGCGUCGAGACGAGCUCGGGGCAGUACGUGGGGACUAUUUUAGAUUUGAGUUAUCGCGCGACGAACGACGCGCGCACGGCGAGCGCGGCGUUGAGGGAGUUCGCCGCGCACGCGACGUCGACGGCGAACGCCGCCGCCGAAUCCGACGACGAUUUGGGCGACUUCGUCCUCAAAGAUCUUCGCGAGAGUUGUCCUUUGCGCGCGUAUCGCGCGCCGGCCGGGGAUUUACAGUGCGCCAUUAGCUACGUCGACGCCGUUCGCGCGCUUUUGUGA
This is a messenger RNA of Ostreococcus lucimarinus CCE9901, 615 nucleotides long. RefSeq lists its product with no specific name. The transcript has a single exon. The record is from RefSeq and is a predicted model, not a curated record. Lineage: Eukaryota; Viridiplantae; Chlorophyta; Mamiellophyceae; Mamiellales; Bathycoccaceae. The coding region runs from base 1 to 615 and encodes 204 amino acids.